GUAUCGAAGUAAUUAACCAUGGAUUUCGGACACCCUCCACCAAAUAUGGGGAUUCCUCCUCCAAACAUGGUUAUGAAUAUGAAUAUGGGACCACCAGUUAGUAUGCCCGGUAGAAACAACAUGCGCCAUAUUAGGCCGUGCAACUACCAGAUGCGGUUUCCACCUCAAGGGCCACUGAACAUGACACAAGAUGAUUUUGAUGGUAAACGCUUACGUAAAUCCGUUAUGCGAAAAACUGUAGAUUAUAAUGCUGCUAUUAUAAAAGCUUUAGAGUGUCGCGUUUGGCAGAGGGACUGGCGGGACCGACACGCGCUGCAACCUGACGCUAUGUAUACUCCCGACCUGUUACCGCCACCCUCUUACCCCGAUAAUCCUAUAAAUGCCGUCACUACUCGAUUUGUUAAAACUGCUACUAAUAAAAUGAGAUGUCCAAUUUUUGCCGUGGCUUGGACACCUGAAGGGCGACGUUUAAUUACUGGGGCGUCUUCUGGAGAGUUUACAUUGUGGAAUGGAUUAACAUUUAACUUUGAAACUAUUCUUCAAGCUCAUGAUUCUCCUGUGAGAUCGAUGGUUUGGUCCCAUGGCGAAGGUUGGAUGGUUACCGGAGAUCACUCAGGAUUUAUUAAGUAUUGGCAAAGCAAUAUGAACAAUGUUAAGAUGUACCAAGCUCACAAAGAAGCUGUUAGGGGUAUUAGUUUUAGUCCUAGUGAUUCCAAAAUUGUCACUUGUUCCGAUGAUGGUACUCUGAGAAUAUUUGAUUUCUAUAGAUGUCAAGAAGAAAGAAUAUUGAGAGGGCACGGAGCUGAUGUGAAAUGUGUCCAGUGGCAUCCUACUAAAGCGCUGAUUGUGUCAGGAAGUAAAGACAACCAACAACCUAUUAAGUUGUGGGAUCCAAAAUCUGGAACAGCUUUGUCUACACUUCAUGCACAUAAAUCUACUGUGAUGGAUCUGAAAUGGAAUGAUAACGGCAAUUGGCUAAUUACUGCUUCUCGUGAUCAUCUUCUCAAACUGUUUGAUAUUCGUAAAUUAGGUACAGAAUUACAGAUAUUUAGAGGUCACAAAAAAGAGGCAUCCAGUGUUGUCUGGCAUCCAACACAUGAGGGUUUGUUUUGUUCAGGAGGUUCUGAUGGAGCCAUUUUGUUUUGGAAUGUUGGUACUGAUAAAGAAGUGGGUUGUAUUGAAGGAGCCCACGAGUCUAUUGUCUGGACAAUGGCUUGGCAUCCUCUUGGUCACAUUUUAUGUUCAGGUUCUAAUGACCACACAUCUAAGUUUUGGACUCGGAACCGACCUGGAGAUCUGAUGAGAGACAAAUAUAAUCUCAACACUUUACCACCAGGAGUUCAAGAUGACCAUGAUUUAGAAGAACCAGCAGUAAUACCUGGUAUGGGUCCUGAAGAUAAAGUAGAAAUAUUUUCUUCAGAUACUGAUAAGGUCAUUCCCGGUCUGGAUUUGGAUACUACAUUUGUUCCAAUGGAAUUUGAGAAAAAAGUUAAGAAAGUACCAUACAGUAAACCUAUUCCAAGAAAUUUCCAAGCUCAAUGGAACCAUGCUCCAACCUCUGAUGAGACUGCCAACGAAGUUUUGACUCAAGCACUAGUAGAAUCUGUACCGGGGGCUAUACCUCUUCAACAACUAACACCAUCAGCAAUAUUUAUUUAUGGCAAACUGAUUGGUGUGGAACCUGGGUCAAAAUUAGAGAAAGCUAUAUCUGAUGGACCAUUGGCAUUAAAAAAAUAUAUUGCAUCAGGUGAAUUAGAAGAGCUACAUGAUGUAAUGCCUCAUUUAGAGGAUGAUGCAGAUGAAGAAAAUUUCCAACCAUUUGAAUAUCCUGACCCUGAAAAUGAAGAUGCUCAAAAUGAUGAGAAUAAUGAAAGAGAUGAUUAUGAAAAUUAUGAUCAAGACAAUGAAUAUUAUAAUAAUGAAAUGGAUGUAAGUGAACAAAACAAUCAAAAUGAUGAACAAGGUUUUAACAAUGGACCUGAUGCAAAUAAUAUGGGUCCUAUGAAUAAUAUGCCACCACCCAUGGGUAACAUGAUGCGACCUCCAAUGCCACCAAUGGGAAAUAUGGGUCCUAUGGGUGCUAGGCCUCCUAUGGGGCCCAUGCAUCCAAUGGGUCCUCCUAUGCAUAUGCCCCCUCCUCCUCAUAUAGCUAACAUGAUGGCAAAUAUGCCACCACCUAUGGGUGCCAUGCCACCUAUGGGCAACAUGCCACCAAUGAAUAAUAUGCCGCCACGUCCACCUUUUCCUGACAAUGGAUUCAAUAAACCUCAUUUCGAUUCAGGUUAUGACAAUCAAUCGCAAUUCCCUCAGAAUGAUGAUGAAUAUAAUGAGGAUGAAUCAUCAUAUGAACAGAAUUACGAUGAUGAGAAUUAUAACAAUGAUGAUGGCAAUGGAGACGAUGGAUACAAUAAUAAUAUGCGCAAUCAGAGAUGGGAUGGCGGAUUUCGAGGACGCGGCCAAAACCGUGGAAGAGGUCGUGGCAUGAAUGGCCACGGAGUGCGAAACAACUGGAGAGGAAAUGCUGGCCCCCGUGGUGCUCCUCGUGGACGAAGAGGCACCGGCGCUAACAGGAACUUCAGGAGAGGCGGGAAACCUGUCUCCAACUAGCGAACCGAACUUACCUAUCUUGUUCUGAAAAUUAUAGACUUAUUAAUUUCUUACGUUAUAAUCCAGACUUUGCGAAGUGUAUCGAAAGUGCUAGACAAUACAGUGAUGUUGAUGCAAAAGGUUGUACAUAAUUUUUAUUUACGCCUUGUAUUUUAUUUUGAUAAGCUAAAACCACAUAAUAAAAUUUAUAUUAUGUCACAAAAUUAUAGAUUUUUGUACAGGUGUGUUAAUACCCAAUUUGCUGCAAAUAUGGUAAGUUAAUCAGUUUCUUUGUAAAGUAUUUCUGUUGAUCAUUAUAUUAACAUUUAUUUUAUUGUGGUAUCAGGUAAUGAUUUGGUUAAGAGGACAAGAAACUGCAUCCCAUCACGUCCAGUCGGAAGUCUGAAGUCGGCAGCUGCAGCAGGUCGUACAAUGUUUCACCUUACGUCUGGCUGAUAUCCGUCGUGCGAAUCGUGCGAUCACCUCAACUUCACCAUUCUUAUAAUGACCCCUUGGCGAUGGUUGAGUGGGCUGUUACUAAUAUUAACAUGUCGAGCAAACCAAUUAGACAGCGGUGCCGACAAAAACGCUAUAACAGAUACGAGCGACAAUGGUUUAGAACGCCUUGAACAAAUUAACGGCACACCAAAUUAUAGACUGAUUAAGCCAGACAAGAAUACACCGUGGUUCCCGGAGCCGCAGAUAAAGCUGAAGAGCUGCGUGAGAGAAGCCCAAUGUGAAUCACUCAACAAGACGACUUGCUUGGGAACGAAAUUGCCCUACGAUAAGACGAGCGUACGCCUCACGUUUUAUGAGAAUCAGUAUCAAAUACAGACACAACUGGACCUCUAUAGAGAACUGAUAAAUGUGCCAAAUUGCUGGGCCGUUAUACAGCCUUUGCUAUGCGCCACUUUCAUGCCGAAGUGCGAAAGAAUUUUAGACAAAGACAUGGUUUUUUUGCCCUCCUAUGAAAUGUGCAAGAUCACAAUGGAACCGUGUUCAAUACUAUACAAUACCUCGUAUUUUCCGUCCUUUCUGAAGUGCAAUGAAACAUUGUUUCCACCAAAUUGCGAGAAUACAAUGAGGGAGCUGAAGUUUAAUACAAGUGGAAAAUGUUUGCCACCCCUGAUACACACCGAUAAACCUCUGCAUUUCUAUGAAGGUAUAUCAGGAUGCGGGCUGCCCUGCCGAGACCCUCUAUACACCGAAGAUGAACACCAACAGAUACACAGACUAGUGGCGUGGGGAGCCGGAGUAUGUCUGGCAUUGAACCUGCUGACCGUCGCCACCUUCCUGAUAGACUGGCGGAGUGCCAACAAGUACCCAGCGCUGGUCAUCUUCUAUAUCAAUGUCUGCUUCGCCGUCGCUUCUAUGGGAUGGCUGAUUCAGUUUGGCGUGGGAUCCCGAGACGAUAUAGUUUGCUCUAAGGACGGCACUAGACGACAGGGCGAACCUUCUGCCGAAGAGAAUUUGUCAUGCGUCGUCGUUUUCGUGUUGGUGUACUACUUCAUGAUGGCAGCCUGUGUGUGGUUUGUCAUCUUCACAUACGCGUGGCACAUGAGCUUCCGAGCAUUGGGAAAAAUCCAAGAUCGUAUAGACAAGAAAGCGGCAUACUUCCAUCUGGUGGCGUGGUCACUGCCUCUGAUCCUCACUAUAGCGACGAUGGCAUUCGGCGAAGUGGACGGCAGUAGCGUCACCGGCAUUUGUUUCGUGGGCUACGUCAACCAUCCUAUGAGGGCCGCCCUGCUACUAGCACCGCUUUCUGUUGUACUUGCUUUAGGCGGCUAUUUUCUUCUUAGAGGAGUAUUCUCUCUAAUCGCGGUGCGAGUAUCCAGCAAGGACGUAAUAUCACCUCGGGCUGCGAAUAAGAUCCGUCAGACUAUAACUCGGUGUUCCCUCACCGCGGCGCUGGUGGCAGUCUUCAUAUGCGUCACCUUCGCCUGUCAUAUCUACGAGUUCAGGAAUGCUGACCUAUGGAAGGAUUCCUUUAAGAAGAAUAUCAUAUGCCGCCUAGAAGCUCUGAAGGCGACAGACAAGGAGUGUUCGUCGGGCACUCGUCCGUCAGUGUCGGUGUUACAACUGCGGCUGCUUUGUUGCUUCGCGGCGGGAGCGCUCAUGGCGUCCUGGACCUGGACCCCGGCUGCCGCGGCCGGCUGGAGACGCUAUUUAGCAAGGAAAUGCGGCUGUUCGGUGGAAGCUGAGGUGACGCGUCGAGCGCGCAAACAUGAGUUGAUAGCGCGCGCUUACCGCCGCCGCGGGGAGUUCGCCGCGAGAGGCAGGCUGUCCAUCUCACUCGGCGGCUCUAGGCAGGACCCUGUGGGACUCUGUAUCGAUCCUACCUCGCCCGCUGAUUACCCUGAUGAUGCCAAACACGAAAGUGGAGAACUUUCUUCGUCGUGGGCAGCGACCCUGCCUCGUUUCGUUCGACGUCGCGAUGCACUAGUGUUGCCGACACACACACAUCACUCGCUCAGCUCUACACCGGACCGUCGCAACUCACAGGACUCUCAGAUCAGUAUUAGUCUACGUCACGUUUCAGUAGAGUCCCGACGCAACUCACUCGACAGCCAGCUGUCCGUCAAGAUAGCUGAAAUGAAGACAAAGGUGGGGCGGCGCCGGCCCAAGCAUAGCAAAGCUAAGCGCAAGGCCCGCGCCGCUAACACUCGCAAGGAGAGCACGCCUUCCAUCGAGAGCCAAAUAAGUCGCUACUGGCUGCAGGCAGUAGCUGCCAACAAUGAUCCGUCCCGAGAGGAGGUCAAAUUCAGCUUCGACUGAUACGAGCCAUAUCGUGAUAUAUAUCCAAAUUUGCAAUUCAUGCAUUGAAAUGUUGAUACUUAUUGUUUUAAGUAUAAGUGAAUUGUUUACUUAUAAUAAUUUACACAAACUAGGUAUAAGGAUAAAUGUUCAAAUUAAUAUUGCAUGCAAGCAAGGGCAUGGGGGUGUAUCCAGGAUUUGUUUCUAGGACUACACUUGGCAUUGAAUCAUUUAAAACAAGUUCAAGAAUCUUUUAAGUAUCUCUUCAAAGGAGGAGGAGUUCCGAGAAUUUCAUUAAAUUUUUAGAAACUUGUGAAAAAACCUAUUUGGAAUGCGAGUAUAUUUCAUUUUACUCCGUUGUCGCCACCCAUGCCCAAUGGAUUGCUAACUAUGUACAUUGAAAUAAGCAAAAUUGCACUUGUUGCUGUUUAACGUUUAUUAUUUUAAGGAUAGAUUUUGAAUUGGGCAAAUUAAUUCGCGAUUUAUCAUUGAAGAUAAGGAAACAAAGACUGAUCAGAAUCUCUAUGGAGUAAUGUUUUAUAUUACUCCAGUUUAACAAUAUCCAUGACAAUGCAUUUUUGUGAUAACCAUGACCUCGACAGUACAUGUGCCAUAAAACUAGCUAUUCAUUAUAUUUCAUUGGAAUUGACUGAAAUAUUUUUUAGCUUGUAAGAAUCAAGUUUCUUAUCAUACACCUGUUAUAUAAAAUAUUUGAAUGCAAAGAGCAAUGUUGAAAAGUUGGAUGUUUACAUUUUUUACUAAUAUAAAUUGGGCAAUAAGAAUAUGUUGCUUGUCCAUAUAACUUAUGUACAAGAUACGGUUGUGAUACCAGUUUUUAUUGUGAGGCUAUAUUUUGAUGAAAUGGGCAAAUACAUCGCCACUUAUUUUUUACUAAGUAUUUUGUAUUCACGUUGAUCUGCAAAAUUAUACACUUGGCAGCUAAAAUAAGACUCACUUUUGUGUUUUAGACACAUUAUGUUUGAAGAAAUCUCAUUGAUUAUCACUUUGGUUUUUAAACUGAUAGGUGAGACAUCUGUUCUGAGGCAGCGGCAACCGUUACCUAAUAUACUGUGUUGUUAGUGAUUGUAUCCUCUUUUCUGAUGUCCUAUCAGCAGCCACAGAGACAUCGGUAUGUUUUGUUCUCACUGUUGGCAACUCUAACAUAUCUUACUUUUGGGAGCUUUACUUCCAGAAAUAGUCAUUAUUCCUACACAUCCUUUUAGAGGAUACAUUUAGUAGCCUUUUUACUUAGUUUUUUUAUGUAUUUAUUCUCUGUCAACAAAGGUUUCACCUGCUUUUUCAGAGUAUUAAGUCUGUGCUAGCUUUAAAUUUUGAUAUUAAUUUUGUAUAAGUUAUACUUUUACCAAUAAUUUAGUAAACUUAAAUUGUACAAUAAAAAUUAAUUAUUUGAUAAAA
Messenger RNA from Spodoptera frugiperda (fall armyworm), 6756 nucleotides. Its product is annotated as protein smoothened-like. Gene Ontology annotation, cellular component: plasma membrane; dendrite; mRNA cleavage and polyadenylation specificity factor complex. The record is from RefSeq and is a predicted model, not a curated record. Bases 3091 to 5361 code for a protein of 756 amino acids. Lineage: Eukaryota; Metazoa; Arthropoda; Insecta; Lepidoptera; Noctuidae. Gene Ontology annotation, molecular function: patched binding; transmembrane signaling receptor activity. Gene Ontology annotation, biological process: central nervous system development; smoothened signaling pathway; positive regulation of smoothened signaling pathway. The transcript is spliced from 10 exons.